AUGGUGCUCUGGUACCAAAACUCACACACUUUCAAUAAUGACUUUAGAACGGUAUCUUUGGCAUUUUUCAACCGAUACCCGAACCCUUAUGCUUCUCACGUCCUCUCGAUAGAUACGUUGUCGAGAGAACUAUCACCGGCGGGCGACCUUUGCACGACGCGUCUCAUCAAAAAGACAGGCAAACUUCCACAAUGGGUCAAACCAUUUCUUGGCCGUAUUUCCGAGUCAUGGAUCAUCGAAAUGUCCGAAGUGGACGUGAGGAACCAAGUACUCCGAACCUACACGCGCAACCUUGACCACACUCGCAUCAUCCAAGUCGAGGAAUUUACGACGUAUAAUUUCGACAAGAAGUCGGGCAAGACCCAGGCUUCAAGCACAGUCAAGUUUUCAAGUGGCUUCAACGUCGGGAUACGCAGCCGCAUUGAACAAUGGUCACACAGCAAGUUUGACGAAAACGUGAAGCGCAGCAGGAUGGGCAUGGCAUUCGUAAUGGAAAGGUUGGAACAGCACCGUCAGGCAUGGUCAUAA
Messenger RNA from Lachancea thermotolerans CBS 6340, 528 nucleotides. RefSeq names its product Ups1p (gene UPS1). Gene Ontology annotation, molecular function: phosphatidic acid transfer activity. The record is from RefSeq and is a predicted model, not a curated record. The transcript has a single exon. The coding region runs from base 1 to 528 and encodes 175 amino acids. Gene Ontology annotation, biological process: phospholipid transport. Gene Ontology annotation, cellular component: mitochondrial intermembrane space. NCBI's taxonomy places the organism in Eukaryota, Fungi, Ascomycota, Saccharomycetes, Saccharomycetales, Saccharomycetaceae.